This is a messenger RNA of Thermothielavioides terrestris NRRL 8126, 963 nucleotides long. RefSeq lists its product as uncharacterized. The coding region runs from base 1 to 963 and encodes 320 amino acids. The transcript is spliced from 2 exons. Lineage: Eukaryota; Fungi; Ascomycota; Sordariomycetes; Sordariales; Chaetomiaceae. The record is from RefSeq and is a predicted model, not a curated record.
AUGGCUCUGAGACUCUCGCUCCUCCACAUCUCGGCCGUCGUCCUCGUUGUGUUGUUCUCCUUUCUCCUGAACAACAGCGAGUCGGCCGCGACGCAGGGUGCCUGUGCAACUCACGACCAUCCCAACCCACUGGCCGAGCUGUUUCCGAACAACGCCACCGGUGUUCUCAAUGCGACGCUGGCCAUCAUUCCGAUCCCGCUAGCCACCGCUCGCCGGCUGAUCCCACCCCAGUACGGCAUCCUCGAGCGAGCUUACCGUACCCUGAUUCCCAACUUCCCCGAAGGGAUGUAUCCCGUUAUGGUGCAGGCAGCCCAUGACCAUGACGUCCAGUUUCGGGCCUACGGCAUCACCAUGGAUGACUUCUCGCGUGUUGGAUUCGAGUUUCCGUUCUUGGACCUCACCGGCGACGGCUACUCCUCGUUCCGCUGGGCUCCAGCGCAGCUCAUCAGCGCGACCAACGAUAUCGCGCUGGACGGAUCACGAGCGUACGGUACCCUCGUCUCGCCGGCCGAGUACGAGCCGGCAUGUAAUGCGUACCGGCAAUUAGCCAACGGGGCAACGUACUUCAAGGGCUCCAGCCUUACAUCCGCCGAGUUCGUGGAGCUGGAGAUGACGCGCCUCCAGCAUCCCACCCUCAGCCCGUACUCACUGGAGCUGUUCAGGAACAUUACGAACCAGCCGACCUUUGCAAACGCAACAUCGUGCGACAACAUGAUCCGGCUGUUCAACACGAGCAUGUCAGUCGGCGCCCACGCGCCAGUGCCGGUGCGCGGCAGGGUCAGGGCGCGCGCCUUCCCGUUCCAGGGCGGCGUGAAGGAGUGGGCAGACGUCUAUGGCGUGCAGGUGGCGACGCCGUUCAUCGAGAACAACUAUCUCGACUGCCGGACGAUGAGGGGAUACUCGGGGACCGGCGGGCCGGGCGACUCGUACAUGUCAGGUUUUAAUUCUAAUGAUGAAUUGUGA